Messenger RNA from Salarias fasciatus (jewelled blenny), 1010 nucleotides. RefSeq names its product transforming growth factor, alpha (gene tgfa). The transcript is spliced from 7 exons. NCBI's taxonomy places the organism in Eukaryota, Metazoa, Chordata, Actinopteri, Blenniiformes, Blenniidae. The record is from RefSeq and is a predicted model, not a curated record. Gene Ontology annotation, biological process: epidermal growth factor receptor signaling pathway; positive regulation of mitotic nuclear division; positive regulation of cell population proliferation. Gene Ontology annotation, molecular function: growth factor activity; epidermal growth factor receptor binding. The coding region runs from base 90 to 851 and encodes 253 amino acids.
GCCCUGCAGCCCUGCAGCACUCAUGACUGAUGUGGUUUCUUUAACACGCCCGAGAUUCACUCAAGCCGCAGUUUGGACCACAGCUCGUCAUGAUGACACGGAUAUUCUGGGAUACAGUGUUUCUCAUAAGCGGUUCGCUCUUUACCUUUGGAGUAGGGCAGAGUAGUUCAACCAUUAUCGAAGCAAAUCUAUCCAUCGACUCGAGCUCCACUGCUGCCUCGCACUCCUCCAGUAGCAGCCCUGUAGCAGCCAGCGGCGGGGGCACCACCGUCAUACCUGCAGUUAAAAGUUCUAUUCCGACAUUUGGAGCAGAACGGACAAAUUCAGCAAUUAGUAAUGCCACAGUUUCAAUCAGCAACACCUCUACUGCUGCUGCUGCUGCUGCUGCUGAAUCCUCACCAAGCAGCGCCCCAAAAAACAGCAGCGCACACAAUUCUGUCCCAAGCUUCAUUGCAGCCACUACUGAUAACGUCCGCCCGGCUAAAAAGUUUGUGGCGGCGGCUGUCAGGUUUCAUUUCGACGACUGUCCAGACACCCACCGGCAUUUCUGCUUCCAUGGCACGUGCCGCUUCCUGAUACUGGAGGAGACACCUGCAUGUGUGUGUCAUCCGGGCUUCGUGGGGAUGAGGUGCGAGCACGCUGACCUGCUGGCGGUGGUAGCAACCAAUCACAGACAGCAGACCGUCGCCACGGUGCUGGUGCUGUGCGUGAUUGGGUGUGUUCUCGUCAUGGUGUUGUGUACACUUCUACAUUGCUGGUGGAGGCGGGACUGUCGGAGACGAAGCCAUGCACGUUACUACAUCACAGAAAAGCAUGGAGCGUCCUGCUGUCCGUCGGAGAGCGUGGUGUGAGAGGACAUCUGUGAAGAUGCACGGUUUGCUUCAUGACAUUUUUAGUUUUUCCUUAUUUUUCUGGCUCACAAACCCUCACAAUUUGCACUCAACGCGGCUCGAGCGGCCGGAGGCAAAGUGUGACUGAGGUAGGCCUUGUUGAUACGGGAAGUUGGAAUC